Felis catus (domestic cat) is the source of this 1347-nucleotide messenger RNA. RefSeq names its product olfactory receptor 52D1-like. The record is from RefSeq and is a predicted model, not a curated record. Gene Ontology annotation, cellular component: membrane. NCBI's taxonomy places the organism in Eukaryota, Metazoa, Chordata, Mammalia, Carnivora, Felidae. Gene Ontology annotation, biological process: G protein-coupled receptor signaling pathway. Bases 7 to 957 code for a protein of 316 amino acids. Gene Ontology annotation, molecular function: olfactory receptor activity; G protein-coupled receptor activity. The transcript has a single exon.
AUCAUUAUGCUGUCCACAUCUGUCAUCAAUAACACUGCCUUUCAUCCUUCCACAUUUAUUCUACUUGGAAUCCCUGGAAUGCAAGAUCAGCAUGUGUGGGCUGCCAUCCCCUUCUGCUCCAUGUAUAUCCUUGCUCUGGUUGGCAAUGGCACCAUCCUCUACAUCGUCAUGACAAAUAGAACUCUACAUGAGCCAAUGUACCUCUUCCUGUGCCUGCUUUCUAUCACUGACCUGGUUCUCUGUUCGACCACAUUGCCCAAAAUGUUAACAAUAUUUUGGUUUAGGUCCCACAUAAUUUCCUACCAUGGCUGCCUCACCCAGAUGUUUUUUGUUCACACUAUUUUUGCCACAGAGUCGGCUGUUCUACUGGCCAUGGCUUUUGACCGCUAUGUGGCUAUCUGCCAUCCACUUCAUUAUACAUCCAUCCUCAAUGCCACAGUGAUUGGGAAGAUUGGUCUGGCAUGUGUGGUCCGUGGCCUUAUCUUUGUUUUCCCCUUUGUCAUCCUCAUCAAACGUUUACCCUUCUGUGGACACCACAUCAUCCCCCACACUUACUGUGAGCACAUGGGCAUUGCCAAGCUCGCCUGUGCCAGCAUCAAGCCCAACACCAUUUAUGGACUCACUGUGGCACUUUCAGUCACUGGCAUGGAUGUGGUCCUCAUCACCACCUCCUACGGCUUGAUCCUGCGGGCUGUGCUGCGCCUGCCCUCCAAGGAUGCCCAAUUCCGAGCAUUUAGCACUUGUGGAGCCCAUAUUUGUGUGAUUCUGGUUUUCUAUGUACCUGCCUUCUUUUCAUUUUUCACCCACCGCUUUGGCCACCAAGUACCUCCUCAUGUCCACAUUGUACUUGCAAAUCUCUAUCUCCUCGUGCCCCCUGUUCUUAACCCCCUGGUCUAUGGCAUCAAUACCAAACAAAUCCGCCUAAGAAUAUUUGGCUUUUUUAUGGGAAGGAGGUAGAUAGACUCUCUAUAUACCCCAAGGACCAAUGGGAAAAGUUUUAUAAUUAAUCUUUCAUCUUCUCUAGUACAUCUUAUCCUUGGACUAGAGGUUUCUGUUUCUGCUAAUUCUAGCAAACCAGUAUCAUGUAUUAUCUGAAAGUUUCUGAAGUAUUUAGAACAACACAUUUAUACUUGCUCAAUCUACAGAAGACUAUUUUCCUGUAAGGCUAUUAUGUGGCUCAUUAAUUGGCCUGUAGGUUUUGAAUCUUCCUAGGAAAAGGUCAGGAGGCAUUGUAGUACUUUUGAUAGUAAGAACCAGUAAAUUACUCUAUGUACAGAAAACUCAGGGCUGGAAAGAGGAAAAGUGAUAAAAAAAGAUCCACUUACUUAUAGCUUCAAGAAAUUGAGA